CGAAAUGCUGGAUAAUGUUCAAAUGUACGAUUCGACUGUUGAGGUAGUAGGUUACGUUGAUGGCAUAGACGCUCCACGUUAUGUAGGUGAUAAAUCUCAAUACAAAAUUUUUAAAUUCUAUUUAAACAAUGGUAGCGGAAAACGCGUGCAAAUCGUGCAGACGUGGAACGACGAUGUUGAUGUUGUAGAACAAUAUAUUAUAUCAAAUCAAAUUGUACAUCUGGAUGGCGUACAGGCUCGACCGCCAAAAAGAUUGAAUUUUAAUAACGGUAAUGUUUCUUUUGAACUGCAAAUUCGUUCUAAUAUACUUAGUUUAUUGUAAUUCUUUAUCACCCCUUUGCGGUCACAUGGGUUCGUGGUAAAAGUGUAUGCGUGAACUAUUUCAACAUAUAUAUUAGUCAUUUAUGUCUUCCAGUACUCAAAAU
Messenger RNA from Temnothorax curvispinosus, 425 nucleotides. RefSeq lists its product as uncharacterized. The record is from RefSeq and is a predicted model, not a curated record. Bases 5 to 322 code for a protein of 105 amino acids. Lineage: Eukaryota; Metazoa; Arthropoda; Insecta; Hymenoptera; Formicidae. The transcript is spliced from 3 exons.